UCCUCUCUCUCUCUUCCCUCACCACAAGAACAAAGACUAACCCUAGAAACUAAAGCUUGAGAGAUCAAAAGGGUUUUCUCUUUUUCUUCUGCUACGAUGACGAGGGGAAAGAUUCAGAUCAAGAGGAUCGAGAACCAGACGAACAGGCAAGUCACAUACUCGAAGCGAAGAAAUGGUCUGUUCAAGAAGGCCCAUGAACUCUCCAUUCUCUGCGACGCUAGGGUUUCCGUCAUCAUGUUCUCUAGCUCCAACAAGCUUCACGAGUACACCAGCCCUAACACCUCAACGAAGGAGAUCAUCGAUAUGUACCAAAAGGCUUCGGGAGUCGACAUCUGGGCCUCUCACUACGAAAGGAUGCAAGAGACCAAGAAGCAACACCUCGAGACCAACAGGAAUCUCAGGAAGCAGAUAAAGCAGAGGCUGGGUGAGUGCUUGGAUGAGCUGGAGAUUAACGAUCUGCGUCGUCUUGAGGAAGAAAUGGAGAACACCACGAACCUCGUUCGCACAAAGAAGUUUAAAUCGAUUGGCAGCCAAAUUGAAAAUACCAAGAAAAAGAACAAAAGUCAAGAAGACAUACAAAAGAAUCUCAUACAUGAACUGGAGCUUAGAGCAGAAGAUCCUCACUAUGGACUGGUCGACAACGGAGGAGAUUAUGAAUCGGUUCUCGGGUACCAUCAGAUAGAAGGAUCUCGGGCAUACGCUCUCCAUUUCCACCAGAACCACCACCACUACCACAACCACUCCUCCCUCCACGACGGAGCCUCCGCCUCCGCCUCCGAUCUCAUAACCUUCCACUUGCUCGAAUGAUCGACAACUUCUCUCUCUCUCUCUCUAUAUAUAUAUAUAUAUAUGUAAGAUCAAUCGUCAAAAUUAUGUGUUUUAUGAGUUAAGGAUUAAGAGUGUGGUUGGUGCCUGUAAUAACAAAGAUAGAAUCUGCCGUGAGAGAGGGUGUGACCUCUUUUGUGUUUGUUGGAGUUGAAAAACCUAGCUUGAUGUUUCAAGAAUCAUAUCAUAUUAUGACUUAAAAUAAUACAUGUAUGUAUGCAUGCUUAAUUAAUGAUUA
Messenger RNA from Tarenaya hassleriana, 1063 nucleotides. RefSeq names its product floral homeotic protein APETALA 3-like. The record is from RefSeq and is a predicted model, not a curated record. Gene Ontology annotation, molecular function: DNA-binding transcription factor activity, RNA polymerase II-specific; protein dimerization activity; RNA polymerase II cis-regulatory region sequence-specific DNA binding. The transcript is spliced from 7 exons. NCBI's taxonomy places the organism in Eukaryota, Viridiplantae, Streptophyta, Magnoliopsida, Brassicales, Cleomaceae. Gene Ontology annotation, biological process: positive regulation of transcription by RNA polymerase II. Bases 97 to 807 code for a protein of 236 amino acids. Gene Ontology annotation, cellular component: nucleus.